UGGAGGUUAAGUGGGGGUUUUGUGGGGUUGUGGGUCUGCUGAGCGCUUAACAGCCAUAGAUGUGUCUGUGCAGGGUGGUAAGGAGGGUGGAAAGAAGUGAGGUGAGAAACUGGGAAGAAAAAUGGGGGGAACACAAAGUUAGUUAUGGAAUGGAAAACCUGCACCUAACGUGUGUGCUUGUGGGUCAGAGACCACACAGGAGUGAGGAACUCGGCUCUUAAUGCUUGCUUUCUUAUCGUCCCCCUUCUCCAAUUGUUCUCAAAGGCACUAAAAUGUUGAAUUUCCAAAUAAAUACUCAGAGCAGAAGAGCUCCAGAUGGGAAAAGAAAUGCCAUGAGAUGCUCAAAGACAAAGGCACCUAUAUUUCCAUUAUAAACGCUCAAGGAGUUUGUUACUGGAGGGGGCAAGCAGGCUUUAAACGUGCCCUGCCAGCUCUGUAGGGGUGGUAAUGUUCCCCUUCCUAGAGGAAUGCUGUAUCCUGUAUAAUAAGUUAUAAUUGUAUUGUAAUUGUAAAUAAAUGUAUUCUGUGUGAUAAAAAAAUGUAUAAUAGAGUUGUGCGUGUGAGUUCUUGCACUAAGCAGGAUAAGCGUUGUAGUAAUACAUCAUGACUAUUAUAAAAUUAAACAGUCUCGUUUAGCCAGGGUCUCGCAGUGAUUCUCUGACAAAGGCAGAGACUCAGAAAAAGGCAGGCAGCCUAUCCCUACCACCUUGGCGUGUGACAUGAAUGUGUACUUCUGUACGCCUCACGGCUGUGCACGCAGAUGCUAGUUUGUAUGGGGUGCCUUUUACAGUCGGUAGGGCUUGUGAAUGAGAGUUUAGAAAGCUCCAGAAGUUUGAGAGCAAGAGAAAGAGGUUCAGUGUCUGAUUUCCAGAAUGAUUUACUUCAGGAAUCUUUCUUCCUUUGCCUGUUUUUACUAAAUUUCAGUUCUUGCCAGACUUCAUUUCCUCAAAAAAUGCUGUGGAAUUUCCUCGCUGCACCAACCUCUCAGGCUAUUCUGGCAAUGGCUUUUGGUGUUUUUAUCUCCACUUAUAUCAGGCACACUGGCAAUGCCAAGAGGUACACUGACUGGGACUGUUCCCAUUUGGGAACAGAGAAAAUCAAGACGAACAAUCUGCUGUCACCAAAGACAGAGGAAAGUAGUAAGAACACUGAGAUGACGAGCAGUCCAAAGAAGACUAAUAAGCACUCCCUGCAAGAAUGUAAUGUAAUGUUUGCAAAGACAUGCAACCACCAAGUGGAUGCGUCACAGAAGCUAAGGCUUUCUUUGAAAGAAUCCAUUGCUGACUUCUGCGUCUUGUUCCUAUUACUGACAGGAACUAUGACGUGGACAAGCUUCUAGCAAAUACCAACCUCAUCAUAUCUUGGAAGCGAAGUCCUCUAAGUCCAAACAAGGAAAGUAUGAAACAGUGACUUUUCCAGGCAUAGAACUGGGAUGAAAAGGUGACUUUUGAUGAAUAUUGAGUCAAUUCUGCCAUUUUACUUGAGUGAAAUGAAGAUGAUUCACCCAUAGACUUGAACCAGGCCUGUGACUGAACAUUAAUUCAAAUGCAAGCUUGUCAGUAGCAUUGUCAGUGACUUUGAAGACUCGUAACGAUUUCAUAGGAAAUAAAAGUAGGAUAAAGAAAGCAGUAGUAAAGUUCAUCUGACCUUAGAGGUUAACGCAAAUGACCAGAGAUGUAGUCGUAGCCAGCCUGUUGUGGUCCUGACUUCAACUGGCAUCUCUUUAAUAUCAAUGGACACAACCAUCUAAUUCAUCAUUUCCUCUAGAGUUUUGAUGCUGAACCAAGUCUGGACUGGACAUCCUGAUAUGUAGAAGAGAUCUUUAAUUUUAUACCAUAUCCUUAAUGAUUAACUCAAGGAAACAAACAAACAACAAAAAAAAAACACAAAAGCUGCUAGAGAUAGGAGAGCUGAAGAAUCUGAAGAAAUUGCUGCGUCUUUGCCCAGGAGCAUUCUGCCAUUCUGAAACUCCAGGUGUGCCACAGGAAUGUUUUAGUCUCAAACAAACUGUAAGUGAAACAUAUUCCUAUGGAAACCACAAGGCACAGUUUUUCCAAAACAAUUCAGACAUAAAUGUGCGCUCUUGAAGGCUGAAUCUUCAUGUGUUAAAUUCUGGAAGGCCAGAUAUCAGAUAAUUCUGUCCUGAUUAGGAACAGGCAUACUGCCAGCUUGAAAGUUCAGAGGAGGCAUUAGUUUAUAUAUUUGACUCUAGUCCAUUUGAUCUGUAUAAACCUAAAUAAAAACCAGAAGCAAACAACAGAAGAACCACAUGAUUUCCCUCCUGUUACCAUGGAUUAAAAUGUUUUGUGUGGAUGGCAAAGUCAGCUGAAUACUUAGCAUAUUUUAUGGCAGUGGUUUGACUUGGGUCAUGCCUCGUCUGAGCUGGGACAAUCUCACUUGAGAGGAAAUGCAGAUGGCAGUGGUGUGUCUCCUCGCCACAGCCCGAGCUGCAGCUGGAGCUGCACAGCGAAGGCAGGGGUAGGGACGAGUACACCUUGUCACUCGCCUGCUGUGUAAGGUGACGGAAUGCGUGGAGUCAUUGCACAGCAUCUGCUGGGAGCCAAGCGAGCAGCUAGUGAUCACACAGUGCUUUGAAGAUGUAGGGUGUAACUGGUUAUCUGAAGUUGUACUUUGGGAUGGAAAAUGAUCUUCACAUUCUGUGCAUUCAUCGGCUUUUCUAAGAAGAGGAAUAAUGGAGGGCAGGUUGUUUCCUCAUGCAUUAGCUGUUGUAGAGCUGUUCAGCAGUGCCAGAAAGAUUACCCUCUGCGUGUGCACUCUGUCCUGGAGAAAAAGCAUACUUUGCGAAGGAAUUCAUCUUUAGGCCAAAGGACUGCCUCCCUAAGUGCUCUUCUGGAAUAGCUCUUGCAGAAUAAUGCAGUUUUCAAAAGCUGUGCCAGCCAGUUCCUCUCUACGGACAGAGCCUUAGGCACCCAGAAUUAGAAUCUAAGUACUUACAUAAAAAGCUUGAUUUUUCAAGUGCUGGCCAUGCAGGCACUUCUGCAGUGUGCUGAUGGUGGUAAGGGGCUGUGAUGUUUUUGUUUGCUUGGUCAGUGUCCUGCUUUGGCUAAUACUGGAGACACUGGAUGUAUUCUUCACCUCCCACAGACAGAAGGCAUGGAAAUUUUCAAAGUGCCUUGAAACACACGUGAAGAGGCAGUGUUCUCACCCCUCACAACACUUGAAAGUCCAACAAAACCAAGGGCACUGACCCCGGGAUGCCACCAGCUCCUCCUGAGCAUGGGGCUGCACUGACAGCUCAUUUCCACACAGCUGAACUAAAACAGGCCAUUCGCUUUUCAAAAAGGAUCUCCAAGGAGAUGGGACUGCAUGCCGCUGGAAGUGUUUAUAUCCUAAAAUGCACUUUUCCCAUCCUUUUAAAAUGACAGAUCAUCAUGUGCAUGACUCAAUCUCAUUUUCUUAUCUUCUGGCUUCAGGCAAGUCACUUCUCUUCCACCUUUCAGAAGUGGAUGCCCUCUGACGGGCUUCGGCCACCCAACCCAAAAACGCGUGGUGUAGCGGGACGUGUGUAGGGCACCCACUGCACUGCAUCAAACUGACCGCCCUCAAACCCACCACCGCUUUGUGUUGCGAAGCCAGCCAUAAAAUAAGUUACUGAUCAAUACUUUAUUGCCUACGCUUUCACAAUGAAGGCCAUGGAGGAUCAAGUAGUCCAAGAAGAAUCAGGAUACCAGGAUGAUGAGGAAUCCUUUUUUCAGGAUAUUGACCUGCUACAAAAGCAUGGAAUUAACGUAGCAGAUAUUAAAAAACUGAAGUCAGUUGGGAUCUGCACUAUCAAAGGAAUCCAGAUGACAACAAGACGGGCGCUGUGCAAUGUAAAAGGGCUUUCAGAGGCCAAGGUGGACAAGAUUAAAGAAGCCGCAAAUAAGCUUAUUGAGCCAGGAUUCCUGACCGCAUUUGAGUACAGUGAAAAACGGAAGAUGGUCUUUCAUAUUUCUACUGGCAGCCAGGAAUUUGAUAAACUUCUGGGUGGUGGGAUUGAAAGCAUGGCAAUCACUGAGGCUUUUGGAGAGUUCCGGACAGGCAAAACCCAGCUAUCUCACACCCUUUGUGUGACAGCUCAGCUUCCAGGACCAAGUGGCUACACAGGUGGAAAGAUUAUCUUCAUUGAUACUGAAAACACUUUCCGACCAGACCGUCUUCGUGACAUUGCUGAUCGCUUCAACGUUGACCACGAUGCCGUACUUGACAACGUGCUGUAUGCACGUGCAUAUACUAGUGAACAUCAGAUGGAAUUGCUCGACUAUGUCGCAGCCAAGUUCCAUGAGGAAGCUGGUAUCUUCAAGCUAUUGAUCAUUGACUCCAUAAUGGCACUCUUCCGUGUGGAUUUCAGUGGUCGUGGAGAGUUGGCUGAACGACAACAGAAACUCGCUCAGAUGCUGUCAAGGCUCCAAAAAAUAUCAGAAGAAUAUAACGUGGCUGUGUUUGUGACCAAUCAGAUGACCGCUGAUCCAGGAGCAACUAUGACCUUUCAGGCAGACCCAAAGAAGCCCAUUGGGGGCCACAUCCUCGCUCAUGCUUCGACUACCCGAAUUAGUUUGAGGAAAGGGCGGGGGGAGCUGCGCAUUGCCAAGAUAUAUGACAGUCCUGAGAUGCCUGAAAAUGAAGCCACAUUCGCAAUAACUGCUGGAGGGAUUGGAGAUGCCAAAGAAUAGGCAGAAAACAGAUUCAAAUAUACAGCUGAAAACCUCCUAGGUAGUUGGGAUGAAGAUCUGUGCAAAGUCACUGACUCCCUGGCUGCAUUUUUAUAUUUUUGGAACCGCUUGAGAGCUUUUGGGAGGACAGUAGGAUAAACUCUGCGUGGUUCAGUUUUAUUGAUCUUAAUAGAAUUUGGUUCAUUUAGGCUCUUCACUUUGCAAAUGAACUUUCAGCAGACAAAGAUAUAAAAACCAAGCUCGUGAACUGUUCAAAGAAUCCAUUUCCUGUUUUUUGUGAAAAUCAAAGCUGUCUUUUCAUGUUUAAUAUUUUAGUUCCUUUAAAGAAAUCUCUGAGGUAGUGUAAAAUCAAACAGAAUUAGAAUUAGUUUAAAAAUUGACAAGUACAUAGGUGAUAAAUAUAUGGAGAAGGCAGGAACAAGAGCCCAAGAACUUGAUAGAAUCUCAUGUACAGUAGAGGAAAAACAGUUACUUGAAAAUACUUAAGCAUUUUUAUGUUCAAUAAAUAUUUUUUUUUAAUUUCUUUUUAAACACUUUUAUUUUUUUGA
Cygnus olor (mute swan) is the source of this 5221-nucleotide messenger RNA. It is a transcript of the gene DMC1, whose product is annotated as DNA meiotic recombinase 1. Bases 3645 to 4673 code for a protein of 342 amino acids. Lineage: Eukaryota; Metazoa; Chordata; Aves; Anseriformes; Anatidae. Gene Ontology annotation, biological process: DNA repair; reciprocal meiotic recombination; DNA strand invasion. Gene Ontology annotation, cellular component: condensed nuclear chromosome; nucleus. The transcript has 20 exons. The record is from RefSeq and is a predicted model, not a curated record. Gene Ontology annotation, molecular function: single-stranded DNA binding; double-stranded DNA binding; ATP hydrolysis activity.